CGACUCCAUUCGUGCUCCCGUCGCGACGCACGGCUGCACUCGGCUUCGCCUCCUCUUCCAGGCCUCUCAACGCGCACUCGCUUUCGACACGUCGAGCAGACGAGAGUGUUGCAGAGCCCAAAGAAUCGAGCUGACUUUACUUACAAACGUGUACGAAACGGAAGAAGAAGAGUAAGAAGAAAAAUAAAAAGAGAGAGGAAGAGAGAAAGAGAGAGAGGAAGAGAGAGAGAGAGAGAGAGAGAGAGAGAGAGAGAGAGAAAGAAAGAGCAAGAGACAGACAAACGAUCAGCUGUUUUCGUGGAGCUUUUUUUUCUACUUGCUGUCAGAGAAAAGAAGAACUGCAACAAUGAGGGAGAUCGUACAUCUACAAGCUGGACAAUGUGGCAACCAGAUUGGUGCUAAGUUUUGGGAAGUGAUCUCCGAGGAGCAUGGCAUCGACCAAUCCGGCAUUUAUCAUGGAGAUAGCGAUCUACAGCUGGAGCGAAUCUCCGUUUAUUACAACGAGGCUACCGUGGCCACAUCAACGAACGGUGGAAAAUAUGUUCCUCGAGCGAUUCUUCUUGACUUGGAACCAGGUACGAUGGACGCAGUACGAUCCGGAGCAUACGGGAAGUUGUUCAGACCGGAUAAUUUCGUCUUCGGGCAGUCCGGUGCCGGUAAUAACUGGGCCAAAGGUCAUUACACCGAGGGAGCCGAAUUGGUGGACUCGGUUCUUGACGUAGUGAGGAAGGAAUGCGAGAAUUGCGAUUGUCUCCAAGGUUUUCAGCUGACCCAUUCGCUUGGAGGAGGUACUGGAUCCGGUAUGGGAACUCUUCUGAUAUCUAAGAUUCGUGAAGAGUAUCCUGAUAGGAUUAUGAAUACUUAUUCGGUUAUGCCAUCGCCAAAAGUCUCUGAUACUGUGGUAGAACCAUAUAAUGCGACUCUAUCCGUUCAUCAAUUGGUUGAAAACACCGAUGAGACUUAUUGCAUCGAUAACGAAGCUCUUUAUGAUAUCUGUUUCCGCACAUUGAAGGUCUCCAAUCCUAGCUAUGGUGACCUAAAUCAUCUGGUUUCGUUGACUAUGUCUGGAGUAACAACAUGCCUAAGGUUUCCUGGUCAACUUAACGCAGAUUUAAGGAAACUUGCUGUCAACAUGGUACCCUUCCCUCGGCUCCACUUCUUCAUGCCUGGUUUCGCACCUUUAACGUCUAGAUCUAUGCAACAAUACUCAGCUCUUUCGGUACCCGAACUGACGCAGCAAAUGUUCGAUGCUAAGAACAUGAUGGCUGCCUGUGAUCCCAGACAUGGAAGAUAUCUAACCGUUGCUGCUGUAUUCCGUGGUAGAAUGUCAAUGAAAGAAGUUGACGAGCAGAUGCUCAGCGUACAGAAUAAAAACAGUUCGUAUUUCGUCGAAUGGAUUCCGAAUAAUGUGAAGACCGCUGUCUGUGACAUACCACCUAAAGGUUUGAAGAUGUCAUCGACCUUCAUUGGAAAUACCACAGCUAUUCAAGAAUUGUUCAAGAGAAUUUCCGAACAGUUCACUGCUAUGUUCAGGAGAAAGGCCUUCUUGCAUUGGUACACGGGAGAAGGUAUGGACGAGAUGGAAUUUACCGAAGCAGAAUCAAACAUGAACGAUUUGGUCUCUGAGUACCAACAAUAUCAAGAAGCUACAGCCGAAGAGGAUUUUGAAGCUGAAGAAUGCGCUGACGAUUUCGAGGCUUGCGAACAGGAAUAAAAUGCGAGUGUUCCAAUAUUUUUACAUCUUUAUCUUCAUCCUCUCCUUCUCCUAUUUUUCCUCUUUCUUCUUUAUACUGUUCUUCUUCCGAAUGAAAGUGUAAAAAUGUCAAAGAAAUUGUUCUUUGAUACUUUUAAACGUUCAUCAUGACACCUUUUUGAUACUUUUAUACGAUUACGUACGUUUUUAAUAAUGAACGAUUGAAACUAUCUUAAAAAACGUACAUUUCAUUCCCGAUAAUGUCAGAGUUGUCGGAGAUAAUGUUUGGAAACAAUUUCAAAAGAUUUAAUACAAUGCUAUGUAUAUUUAAGAUAUUAUAUGUAUUUUCUGUGUUCGAAUUUAUCGAUCGAUCGAACAAUACUGAUUCGAGACCAUUGAUUAAUUCAUUUAUAUUUAUUCCCAAAGAAACAUCGAAUUCGUGCGAUGGAUUUUAAAUAAAAUAUAAAAUUUAUAUAAGGCACCGAUGUAAUCGUACUUCGUUCGCCAAAGCGAUCUUACCAAAAAGAAAAAAAAGUGACAAAAAUAUGCUCCUUUCUCUUUCUCUCUUUCUCUCUCUUCCUCUCUUCCUAUUUUUUUCUCGUUUCUUUUAUAUGUUCGCAAUAUAUGUUCGCAAGUAUCGUUUAAUUGCGAGGAAUGCUUAGGACGUACUGCGGUUUUUUUUUUUUUUUA
This is a messenger RNA of Vespa velutina, 2383 nucleotides long. Its product is annotated as tubulin beta chain-like. Gene Ontology annotation, cellular component: cytoplasm; microtubule. The record is from RefSeq and is a predicted model, not a curated record. Lineage: Eukaryota; Metazoa; Arthropoda; Insecta; Hymenoptera; Vespidae. The transcript is spliced from 3 exons. Gene Ontology annotation, molecular function: GTPase activity; structural constituent of cytoskeleton; GTP binding. Gene Ontology annotation, biological process: microtubule cytoskeleton organization; mitotic cell cycle. Bases 347 to 1714 code for a protein of 455 amino acids.